AUGCAGGUGGUUGACGCCGAACGCGCGCGCGAGCUCUCGCUCUUCCGGCCGCUAGGUAAUGUUUCCACUCUCCCGCAGCGAGCCACUGAGAUAGACCUCUGUUACCCCGUGGCGCUUCCACUGGUCCAGGGUCCUAUGGGAGGUUACCAAAGAAACUCGUGUGGUUACUGCAAGUCCAAAGAUGGCAGCGCAUCGUACUACACCACUUCCACGUCCGUACACCCGGAACAUUAUGAAGACUUGAUCAACAACGGCUGGCGACGCUCUGGUUCUCUCUAUUACAAGCAGAACUUGCUCCAGUCAUGUUGCCCCCAUUACACAUUGAGGUUGGAGGCGGCCGAUUAUCGGCCCCGCCGUGAUCAACGUAAGGCAAUCAACAAAUGGAACAAAUUCAUUUUGGGCCCGGAGUAUAUGCGCAAAGCGGCCCGGCUCUGUCCGCAAACUCGCGCAGAGAAAAAGCACCGCAAAUGCAACUUUGACGUUCUGUCAGCGGUGCAUGAAAGCGAGUACAGCAAUAUCAAACGGCCUAUUGACCCUGCUACUAAACUCCCCAUUGAACCGGCACAUCGGUUCGAGGUCACCAUCGAGGGUGACUCUGUGUCCCAGGCAAAGUUCCAGCUGUUCCUCAAGUAUCAGACAGCCGUGCAUAAAGAAGAUGUCUCUAGUACAAAGCCUAAGGACUUCCAGCGCUUCUUAUGCACCGGUAUCAAGCGCUCUCCGAAUCCAUUGACAGAUGCCAAUGCCACCGAGAAGAAACUUGGUUCGUGGCAUCAAUGCUACCGCCUUGACGGUGAGCUUGUUGCUGUCGCCGUGUUAGACUUACUUCCCACCGGUGUCAGCUCUGUCUAUGUCUUCCAUGAUCCAGCCUACGAGCAAUGGGAGUUCGGUAAGCUGAGCGCUAUGCGUGAGAUUGCCUUCUGCAUUGAGAACCAAUACAAGUACUACUACAUGGGUUACUACAUCCACUCCUGUGUGAAGAUGCGCUACAAGGCAAACUUCAGGCCACAGUACAUUCUUGAUCCCGAGUCCGGCGAGUGGGACCCGCUUGAUGGCGAAUUAACUGAGAAGCUCAAUACUCGUUCUUAUGUUUCGCUUUCACGGGACAGAACGAAGGAUGCACUCCCCGUUCCGCCUCCUGAUUUCAAUGCUGAUACCGAAGUCUCCCUCUUUGACAUCGGUAUGCCUGGUGCUCUGACGGUCGCUCAGGUGGAAGCAUUAGACCUAGAUCAUUGGUUGCUGUUCUUUAGAAAGAACUUGGUUCACAUGGAGGAUCUGGUGGGAUGGGAGACCAUGUCUAUGACUGAGCCACAAUCUAUUAAGGGCAUCAUCGCUGAAUUGGCUGCGGUAUUGGGUCCUAAGAUAAUUCAAAACAGCGCUGUUGAUCUGUUCGGCUGA
Molecule: messenger RNA, 1395 nt
Organism: Penicillium brevicompactum
Lineage: Eukaryota; Fungi; Ascomycota; Eurotiomycetes; Eurotiales; Aspergillaceae
Product: arginyltransferase
Exons: 9
Coding region: 1-1395 (464 amino acids)
Biological process (GO): protein arginylation
Cellular component (GO): cytoplasm
Molecular function (GO): arginyl-tRNA--protein transferase activity
Source: RefSeq, a predicted model, not a curated record